Messenger RNA from Hippopotamus amphibius kiboko, 842 nucleotides. It is a transcript of the gene SFT2D3, whose product is annotated as SFT2 domain containing 3. Bases 55 to 720 code for a protein of 221 amino acids. The transcript has a single exon. The record is from RefSeq and is a predicted model, not a curated record. Gene Ontology annotation, cellular component: membrane. Lineage: Eukaryota; Metazoa; Chordata; Mammalia; Artiodactyla; Hippopotamidae. Gene Ontology annotation, biological process: vesicle-mediated transport.
GAGUAGAACAGGAAGUAGGCGGCAGCCCUCCCCCCACGGGAGUCUCCGUCCAAGAUGGCGGACCUCCACCGCCAGCUGCAGGAGUAUCUGGCGCAGGGGAAGGCAGGCGGACCAGCGGCCGUAGAGCCGCUUCUCGCCGCGGGAGAGGCGGAGGAGCCCGCGGCUGGGGCCGGGCCGGCGGGAGCGUGGCUGGGCCGCGCGGGCCUGCGCUGGACGUGGGCGCGGAGCUCCGCGGAGCCGACGGCGGCGGCGGCGGCGGCGGGACCAACGUGCAUGCCGAGCGUGACGCGCGCUCAGCGUCUGGCGGCGAGUGGCGUGUGCCUCCUGCUGGCCGCGCUCUGCUUCGGCCUGGCCGCACUCUACGCGCCCGUGUUGCUGCUGCGCGCCCGCAAGUUCGCGCUGCUGUGGUCGCUGGGCUCGGCGCUGGCGCUAGCCGGCGGCACGCUCCUGCGGGGCGGCGCGGCGUGCGGACGCCUGCUGCGCGGCGAGGAGGCGCCGUCGCGGCCCGCGCUGCUCUACGUUGCCGCGCUGGGCGCUACGCUGUACGCGGCGCUGGGUCUACGGAGUACGUUGCUCACGGCGCUGGGCGCCUGCGCGCAGGUGGCCGCUCUGCUGACCGCGCUGCUCGGCCUGCUACCUCGGGGCACCGGCACUGCCCUGCGCAUCACGCUCGGGCGACUGGGCCCCGGCGCCGCCCUCGCCAAGGCGCUCCCGGUGUGAGAGGCCCGGGGCCCGCGCCGUCGAAAAGGACGCAGAGUCCGUCCCCGAGACGCGCCGUCGGGAGACCUCACGGAGCCGCCCCCGGGGCCCAGCGCUCUCCAAGCCAAGGACUGCGCCCGCCG